Messenger RNA from Pantherophis guttatus, 1275 nucleotides. Lineage: Eukaryota; Metazoa; Chordata; Lepidosauria; Squamata; Colubridae. The record is from RefSeq and is a predicted model, not a curated record.
GCUUCUGAUUCCUUCAGUCGGAGCCAGGCGCUCGAAGGAGGCGGUUGUAUUGGUGGUGGCUGCUACUAACGGGGAGCCAGUUGAACGUGCCUUUUUUUUUUCUCCUUAGGAGUCUUGAGCAGCAAUCGAGUGGGCUUUUUUAAACCUAUUUCAUCGUUGGCGUGAGGAAUUCGGAGUGUUCUUUUCAGGCGUUUCCUCAUCUCGGCUUUUUUGCUCUAAUGGCAGUGACUAACGUCUCCCCUCACGGACCUCCGCGGAGCCAGAGUCCUUACCAAAUAAAUGGAAAUUGCAAGAAGAAAGAGAUUUCUGUGGCACUUAAUGUAAUUGGGACUGGACAGCAGACAGCAGAAGGGACAUGUUCUAAAAUUUCUGAAAAACAGAAAGUGAGCAAGAUGACAGAUGAGAUGACAGGAUUCAUGGAUGACUUGACUCUGAGCUCACCUAAAGGGAAAUUUCAAUCAUGUUCAAGGAGCAGCUGCAGCAGGCGAUCCUCAGUAUCUUCUAGUGAUUCAUCUUACAGUUCAAGUAUUUCAUCUUCCUCCACAAGCUGGAGUAGAUUAAGGAGCAGAUCAAGAUCACAUGCUAAAAGGAUUUGUUCUCAGAGAUCCAGAGGAUACUCAAGAUCUUAUUCCAAGAGUCAUUCAAGAUCACACAAUUACAGAUACCAGGAAAAAGCCCAUCUUAGAUAUUACAGAAGAUAUCCUCUUUCAUGUCCAAUAUAUCAAUCCCGGAGCAGAUCUUCUGUUAGAUCAUACUAUCACAGGUCUUACUCCAGAAGUAAAUCAAGAAGCAGAAGGAUAUAUGGGUUUGGAAGAACCGCAUGUCCUGAAGAUUAUAGAAGGUGAAGAAACUGCUCCCGAACAAGAUCUCACAGUAGAACCCUUCUUUGCUUGACAGAAAAAGAGAAAAGAAAACUACUUGAAAUAGCAAAAGCUAACCCAGCUAAAACUUUUGGGAAAGAAAUUGUCCUGUCAGACAGUUUAAAAAUCGAUUCCAAAACCAGUGAAAAUGGAAAUCCAAAAGACAACUUAGAUUUUAAGAAUAUGCCAAGGUCGCUGGCCCUGAAAUCAACUAGUCUGCUUUCUAAAAAUAUGGUAGUAUCCCCAACAAGAGAAGAGAAAAAGGGCUCUGCUGGCCAGUGGAUUCCUGUUAAGAAUGAGGAAAAUGUCCUGUUUCAUAAUUUUUCACCUAAAAGUACAACUUUCAGAGCAAGCUAGUAGUUCUGUUCUGGUUAAUAACAUCUAAAAUUUUAAGGGGUUCGGGGGGGGUUGUUCU